Molecule: messenger RNA, 1330 nt
Organism: Rhipicephalus sanguineus (brown dog tick)
Lineage: Eukaryota; Metazoa; Arthropoda; Arachnida; Ixodida; Ixodidae
Product: lethal(2) giant larvae protein homolog 1-like
Exons: 7
Coding region: 50-1330 (426 amino acids)
Biological process (GO): cortical actin cytoskeleton organization; regulation of Notch signaling pathway; regulation of establishment or maintenance of cell polarity
Cellular component (GO): plasma membrane; cytoplasm; cortical actin cytoskeleton
Molecular function (GO): syntaxin binding; myosin II binding; GTPase activator activity
Source: RefSeq, a predicted model, not a curated record
CCUCAAUAUUUCUUUUUGUGCUUGCACAGACCUGGCUGCAUCGGGUGACAUGAUGUCUCGCCGGAAGUCCUUCAAGAAGUCGUUGCGUGAGUCGUUCCGUCGUCUGCGCAAGGGCCGCUCCCAGAGGGGCCGCAAGGACAAGUCCAUGACCAAGUCGCCGGAGAGCCGAAGGCCCAGGAGAGGAGAGGAAGAAGGCAGCACGUCUUCUGCGGUGGCCAGCCCUGCAUCUCGACACAAUGAGUCCGCCAUCGACCCCGGCUCACCCCUCUCGGAGGCCAAGCCCGUCGAGCGCCAGGUGGAAGCGCGCUCCACGGACGACGCCCUUUCAUCCAUGGUCCGGUGUCUGUGCUUCUCGAGCAGCUUCAUCCUUCACAAUGCAGCGACGACACCAACCCUCUGGGCAGGCACCAACUCUGGUGCCAUCUUUGUUUACACCCUUGCCUUCCCCCCCAGUGACAAGCGGGACUCUGAUCCAGUUCAGUGCACCCUCGGCAAGGAGAUCCACCUGAAGCACAAGGCCCCCGUGAUAUCCAUUCACAUCAUUGACGCUCGUGGCUACCCCAUUGCGGACCCAUUUGAGGAGGAGCCCAAGGGCCUGGUGCCACCGCAGAGGGUACUCAUCUGCUCUGAGGAACAGCUGAAGGUUUUCACACUGCCCAACCUGAAGCCCUUUGGUAAGCUAAAACUGACGGCGCACGAGGGAGCUCGGCUGCGCAAGGCGGCCAUAGCACGCUUCCAGAGCCGCAGUGACCCUGCUCGCACCGAGUACUGCCUGGCGGUGCUCUCGAACUUGGGUGAGGUGGCACUUCACUCGCUGCCCGACCUGCGCCGCCAGAUGCUCGAGGCUUGCCUGCGCCGUGAGGACAUCAAUGGCAUAUGCAGUCUCGUGUUCACCAAGGACGGGGAGGGCUUCUACCUGAGCUCUCCAUGCGAGUUCGAGCGAUUCUCCUUGUCGGCCAAGCGAAUGGUGGCCCCCCACUGCCAGGUGGACCUUCCUGAAGGGGCUCGACCUCAGCCCCCGCAGCCCCAGGAACCCCAAGGGGGCAAGGAAGAAGAGAAAGUAGAGGCAGCAGCGCCUGCCGCGUCGGCCACCGAGGGGGAGGAGCCGAAGGAAGCCGACAGCAAGGCCGCAUCCACCAGCGAAGCCAAGCCCGAGGAAGCGACGGAGACGGCAGAGAAGAAGCCUGAGCUGUCCUCCUCGGCUGCCACGUCCCCGACGUCACCAAAGGAGGAGUCAUCAGAAGGCGGCGAUGACGACAAAGGUGGUCUGGACUCCCCGCCAGACAGUCUGAAACUAAAGAAAAGCAAAGCUCAAGUAAAAGAAGUUUAA